AUGAAUACUCGAAGUGGUGGUGCUUUAACUAUGCUACAACAAGAGAUCGCUACAACGUCCACUUCGAAACAAGAGGAGGUGGAGCACGAAAACGAAGACGAGGAGCAUGAAAACGAUGACGAGGAGCACGAAACAUCAAACAUUUGUGCGAUGUGUGGCAUCAUUUAUAGUGGACAGUCAGCUCUCAGUGCACAUGUGGAAAGUGUUCACAAAGGUCGUCGUUUUUUGUGUACUCAAUGCCCGGACUGUUUCACAGCCAAGUCUUCAUUUGAACGCCACGCCAAUCUAGUUCACACGGGACUAGAAACGGAUUACGAAGUGAAAUAUUUUCUUUGUGAUGAAAAUUCCCCCUUGACCGCAGAAAAUGUGGAGGAUAAAAUAAAACAACUCGAAGAGAUAUCGGCUCGCAAAAGUACCGAGAUUGCACUGUUCAAACAAAAGAUACAUCAAUUCAAAUCGCCAAAACGUCUACGGAAACAACGCCAUCCUAAGAAACUUGAGGCCAAUCGCAACCGAAAAGCGGCAAAAUAA
Molecule: messenger RNA, 531 nt
Organism: Sitodiplosis mosellana (orange wheat blossom midge)
Lineage: Eukaryota; Metazoa; Arthropoda; Insecta; Diptera; Cecidomyiidae
Exons: 2
Coding region: 1-531 (176 amino acids)
Source: RefSeq, a predicted model, not a curated record